AAAAAAAAAAAAAAACAAGCCUUGGAUGGAAGCAUUGGAGAAGUUCAAGGACAGCAAUGUGCACAGAAUGGUAUUUUGUGUUUUUAAUUUUCAGCAUUGGCUUCAGAACUGUGCUAAUCUGAUUUAUGGUCCUGUUAAAAAAAUUUAUGGUUCUUUUUAGGCACAUUAGAAAACAAGAAGGGAGACAAUGUCAUGCCUUGGAGAAGAGAAGUCUGGGCAGAUAAGAGUUGAAGCUCAACUCUGGACAGAUUGACAUUCAGGGCUGAAUAAUUCUUUGUCGAGAGGGGCUGUCCUGUGCACUGUAGGAGUUUAGUAGCAUUCCUGGCCUCUACCCACUAGACACGUAACCCUAGGUCCAGUCAUGAUUGCCAAAAAUGUCUCUCCAAACAAUGUUACGUGUCCCCUUGAGGCAAAAUCGCCCCCUUUGAGAACCACUGCUCUGGCAUGAGGCUGCUUCCUAGCUCUGGGACUUUGGGCAAGGGAACCUAACCCCUCUGGGCCUCAGUUUUAUCAUCUGUAAAGUGAAUGCCUUUACUGCACUUGCAGCCCUAGGAGUGUCCAGAGGACUAAGGGGGUGUGCAGCCAGCACUCAGCACAGGGGCUGGUGUAGCCCACGCCCUUGGUAAUGUUAGUUGAGAGAGCAGAGAGCCUGGCUUUCCUUUUCUCUCUUUAACCCGAUCAUCAACAGAGAGCACAGUGUCUGUUCAUAUCUUGGCGAGAAGUGGAUUUAUAUGAUUUGUAUGAUUGGCCCAGAUCCUUGUGUUAAAAUUCAAGCUACCAAAAUUGUCAACUGUGCAAUUUUUCAUUGCACUUUUUCUCUUAAUAAUCACCCUCCCCUAUGCGUAGCUGCUAUUUGACAAUUUGCAGAUUGACCUGUGAAACAAUGAGGUGGACGUCAUUUCUUCCACUUUUAGGCAUGGUUGGAAAUGAGGGGCCUGAGGGCUUAAUAAACACACCUGAGGCCCCUGAGUUCACCCCCUCCGGCCCAUCUGAACCUCCAGCCCAUCUGAACCCCGAGGAAGAGAGUUGUGCAGAUAAAAUAGCUUUUAUGCUGUUCCUCUGCGGCUCCCUGUUAACAUAUCAUCUGCUUAAAUCAGCUUCUUUGCCUGGAGGAGCCCCUGGGGUGUGCUGACACCUAAGUCACCAUCAGCCAAACUAACGGAGAGGGACACCCCCCUGUAAAGGGGAGGCAGACACCGGCCAGCCUGGCUUUUCCUCUCCCGGCUGGCUCAGGACACCGAGAGGAAGGGGCACAUGAGGAGGGCCCGAAAGAAACGGCUUUGUGAGUCUGGGUUGUGUGUUGGGCUCGUUUGGGUUCAUUUCCUCCCCUCUGCCCCUGUCCUGUGCCUGAGCUGGUCGUGGAGCAAAAUGUCCCUACUGGCUCCUCCUCCUAGAGUUACGGAUGGUAAAGAAGCAAUAACUAGCGUUGCUGAGCACUUGGUACAUACUCUAAGCACUCGACAAGCAUUCCCUAGAUUCCCCCGCUCAGACUUCUCCAUCACGGCUCUUAUCGCCACUAAAGACGGGGAAGAGAGUCCCUAGUAGCUUCCCCAGGCCGAGCAGUUGAGUAAUUUGGGGAAGCUGGAAUUUGAUCUCUGCAGCCUUUUUUUCUUUUACGAAAUCUUGGAUGUGCCAUGAAAGGAGCCUAAAGGAUUCUCCAGCGAAGUUAAAACUGCACCCCAAAGCUCAGCACCUGGGGCAUUCCUGGCUCCACCCUCGGAGCCCUUCAUUGCGUCCACUCUCGGAGGAGUCGCUGGAAGCCAGUUUAAUCCCCGUCUGCCUGAGCGACGGAGCGGCAAGCGACCGACAUCCUCCUGGGAGCGAUUGUCCACGGUGCCAGGGGCGUCGGCGCUGGAGAAGCAGGCUGUGGUGCCCGGCGUCCGGGCCCCGCCCGCAUCACCCUUCCGAGCGCGGAGCCCCCCUCCCUCGGAUGUGCGUGGAGCUCCCUGGGGGUCGGGAUCUGCUGCCGACUGGGAUCCCGCAGGCCUGGCCUGGUGCCCGAGUCCGCAUGCGCGGCCUGCGCCGACGGGUGCCGAGACGCCGUCUGCGGCCGCGCCGGCGUUGCCGGUUCCAGACGCCGCCGCCCUCACCCCACUUCAGAGGCCGAACCGAAUUCUUGGAAGAGGAAUUUUGCCUCAGAAGAGAUUUGGGGGACCAGGCCCUAGGAAGAAUUCCACCUUUUGAGGGGAGUGUGGCGUCAGCGUGGUAGAAGAGAAUGACAAGGAUGUGGCGUCAUGUAAGCCGACUGCCGGUGAGCUGGGCGAAACUAACCCAGGCACUCGUCUUGGUCCCUUCUCUUGGUGGGGUGGCCAACCUUUUUUUGGAGACUCACUAUGUGUCAGGGUCUUUUUCCACCGAGGAGCUCUGGAUCACUUUGGACCUAAGGUCCCUUUGGCAGUGAGAAGUGCCCUCAUCUGAGCCAGGACCCCCUUUGGGCCAUUCAUCUGUACGCCGGGAGUCCCUGCGUCGGAGGGCAGACUGGGAUGGCACCCACAUUUUCAUGCUGUAUUUCUUUCGUUAGGCAUAUGCAUUUUUGGAGGCCUAGUAAGGGAUAUUCAGAGGUUUGUCGAUUGCCUCUGUGCCAGAUUGAACGGGACUCUGAUAAAGACCCAGGCAGGGAGAACAUCUGUGCAUCGUGUCCUGCGAAACACUUAGAAGGACCCUAGACAGAUUCGCUGUCACAGCUAACGCACCCUGGACUUGUCCCUGGCUGUGCACAUGGCGGCUUAUGAGAAGAAAAUGGAGACGAGGAAAUCAUGUGUGUAUCACUCUGCAGGAAAAACACUUCAGUCAUGCGGAGGAACCCCUUUGCCGUGGACAUCUGCUGCCGGAAGGGGUCCCGGAGCCCCCUGCAGGAACUCUACAACCCGAUCCAGCUGGAGCUCUCAAACACUGCCGUCCUCCACCAGAUGCGGCGGGACCAGGUGACAGACACGUGCCGCGCCAACAGCGCCAUGAGCCGCAAGCGGCGGGUGCUGACGCCCAGCGACCUGAAGCACUUGGUGGUGGAUGAGGAUCACGAGCUCAUCUACUGCUACGUCCCCAAGGUGGCGUGCACCAACUGGAAGCGGCUCAUGAUGGUCCUGACCGGGCGGGGCAAGUACAGCGACCCCAUGGAGAUCCCGGCCAACGAGGCCCACGUCUCUGCCAACCUGAAGACCCUGAACCAGUACAGCAUCCCGGAAAUCAACCACCGCUUGAAAAGCUACAUGAAAUUCCUGUUCGUCCGGGAGCCCUUCGAGAGGCUGGUGUCGGCCUACCGCAACAAGUUCACGCAGAAGUACAACACCUCCUUCCACAAGCGCUACGGCACCAAGAUCAUCAAACGCCAGCGCAAGAACGCCACCCAGGAGGCCCUGCGCAAGGGGGACGACGUCAAGUUCGAGGAAUUCGUGGCCUAUCUCAUCGACCCCCACACCCAGCGGGAGGAGCCCUUCAACGAGCACUGGCAGACCGUCUACUCCCUCUGCCACCCCUGCCACAUCCGCUACGACCUCGUGGGCAAGUACGAGACACUGGAAGAGGAUUCUAACUACGUCCUGCAGCUGGCAGGAGUGGGCAGCUACCUGAAGUUCCCCACCUAUGCAAAGUCUACGAGAACUACUGAUGAAAUGACCACAGAAUUCUUCCAGAACAUCAGCUCAGAGCACCAAACGCAGCUGUACGAAGUCUACAAACUCGACUUUUUAAUGUUCAAUUACUCAGUGCCAAGCUACCUGAAAUUGGAAUAAAAGGGGGGGGGAGAGGGAGAGAAUCAUGCUUUUUAAUUUAAGAUUUUUAUUUGUCAAAAGAAUUAUAUGGAUAUUGGGUUAUUUUGUAAAUUAAUAUUUCUUCGGGGGUGAUGCUGCGAGCAGCAUGGUGAGAAUUAUUUAAGACCCUUCGUAGGGAAGGACAGCUGUCUUUGCAGGGGGGAUAGGAUGGGUUGUCCUUGUUUUUAGAAGUGAAUACUGCAACACUGUCUAAAAGGUUUCCUUGUGUUCUGGUGAAUUCCAUGAAUUGUGCAUUCCAUAAAUUCUAAUUAAUAUUAUUUAUAGUUAUUUAAACAUGGUCUCUAUAGAUUGCUUUUUGUGGCAGCAAAAUUCUAAUGUCUUUCCAGAAAAAAUCUAUGUUUCCUGCUUUGCUUGCUACAGCUCACUUGGGGGCAUGAAUGUUCUCCUUCCUGACCUUUUAUGGAGUCACAGCCAUGUGAUAACAACCAGUGUUGUGGGUAUGAAUGCCACCAUUCUUGAAUUUCUGCUAGAAAUAAAUAGGUUGCUGUUGCACUUAGAGGCAUCUUUGCAAGGAACUCAUUCCAAACCAAUUCCAAACCUGAAAGUCCCUCGCCCUAAAGAAAUGUGAUUGUUUUUUAACCCAAGGAGAGAGCUGACUGUAGCAAAUUUUUCACCAGAAUUAGUAGUCUGAUAGAAUAGACUUUUUUUACAGAAAUUUUGAACUGGCAGUGCCAGUUGUGGUGAAAGUGAAGUGGCUGUUACUUUAUUUUCAACAAGUAUUUAUUGAGCACCUACUAUAUUCUAGGCCAUGCAGAUAUAGUAUUGAACAAACCCAAUAGUCUUGGCCCUCAAGAAGCUUUACAUGGACACAGAGCUUCCAGCUCAACAAUUAGCAAACCCCUGAUAUUCAUGGACUUUACAUGGAGUUUGGACUAUUCAUGAGCAACCGCAGAAGGUUCAUGACCCCUACAAAUUUGCAUUUUUCUAUGGCCCAAAUUUGGAAACCGCAUGCUUGGAGCAGGCCACUUAAGUUGGUGAGUGAUCUCAAACUCAUUGCCCAACACAUGAGAUGGGAAAAAUGUUUCCUAUCAGGUACCCCUUCCAAUGUAUUGGUAGUGUCUGCCUUUAAGCCCUAGGACGGAUUCUCCAGGCACAGUGUAGGAGAGUGCUGUGAUUGAUUAGCAAUGUCUGCCUUGGGUGAGGGGGGGAAUGCUCCUCAAGUGCCUCCCACUGCUUUCUCCAGCGGACAUGCACGCCCCCAUGUAGAAGUGCUGUCUUCUGCUUGCCACGUCCAAGAGUGAGUACAUGCAUUCAGGGGUUUGCAAGGGUGAAGGGUAGAGGUGAGCUAUUUGUACACAAACACACAUGCACAUGCACACCCUCCUGCAGCCUCCAGGGGCUGAGCGACCAUUGGCACCUUCAUGGCCGCCAUGCAUGGGCAGCAAGGACAGCCUUCCCUGCUCUUAGCCCGUGCCCCCUCGCCUCUGGAAGGCUGGGAACUUUUCAUUUCCUGUUCCUUGCUAAUUAACAUCUACACACGCUUCUCAUUUCCAGCCAUUUCCGAUGCUUCUCGGUUGAAGUUUGAGCCACAUCCCUCUUACAGCUAGUGAAUGAGUCGGUAGCAGAUACUGUAUAUAAUAAUAAUAAUAAUAAUAGUUCUAAUAAUAGGGGAGGGUGGGAUGGGGUUUUGCUUUUUGUUUUGUUUUCGAUGCAGUAUAUAGUGAAGGGGUGAGAAUAUUCUAAACAAACAAAAAAAUGAAUAAUUUAUUCACAGAAACUAUUAAAGUUGUAUUGUAAAGCUCACAGCAAGCUCGGUGAGCAGCAGCUGCAACAUCUCACGGAGGAAAUUAUUUUAUUUAAUGUGAGUGAGAUGUGCACCGGGGAAGGUCGCUGAAGAUAUUUAUAAAACAUUGUGUACCUUCUUCCGAGCUCUCUCCCCUUUGUGAAGGGCACAGCAACUAUGCCCUUGAUGGAUAGAGAUUUAUGCAAUGUGUUUUACCAAGUAGAGUGACAGACCUUGGCUGUCCCUGGAACUGAGAGUCUGGACCUUAUUUCUAGGUGGGGACACUGUCCUCAGAAGGGCUCGUGCUAAUGAAACAGAUUGUCCAACAUUUUCUAACACAGUGUUCUACAGAACACAGGUUAAGUCAAGUUAGUUUCCUUUCUGCAGGACUUUUUCAGAGCCUUGAAUGUGUGCUGUGCAUUGUGAAUCCCCCAGGGCAUCAUUGAGUCAGUAGUAUUUCCUGAACUUACAUGACCAGAGUGCUUUCAUCUGCAGAUCCUCUCACAAAGAGAGAGUGUUCCACAGAAUAUACUUUGGUUAGGUUGAUUUAGCACAUCCGAGGUCUUCAAGGAUAAAAACUGCCACCCCAACACCCCUCCAAAAUAAGAAAACCAAAAAAAAAAAAACCAAAACAGCGCCACAGUCUCCAUCUGGUUUAUAGCAACAGAGGUACUUUACCAAAUGCAUUAAACUUUUACUAAGGUGCAAUGGUUCUAAUCCUGGAUACUGCCACAGACAACGAUCCCAUCCCUCCCAGCGGGCGUGGAGGGAAGUCUUGGGUGGUGUGGACAGCAGGCAGGGAGGGCAGAGGAGGGGCGUAUGUGGCCCAGAGUGGCUCCCUGUGCCUCGAGCCUUACAGAUGCUUCAUGGGAGUGGUGAUCUCUUGAAGAGUGCUUCUUCAGUUCCACAGCUUGGAAUUGUUCACUGUGUGUGCUUUUUUGGUUUUUAAAUGGAAGCUCACAUCGCUUUACGUUUCCGUGCCUGCCUUUGAUCAGUCGUGCAAGCUUGCUCAGUGCCACGCGCAGACGGCCGUCUUUCAUCCAGCUGCGCUCUCUUAGGUGAGAAAGGUUGUCCUUCAGGGGACAACACAUCAAUAGGUUUCUGAAACGAGGGACUCUUUCUCCUCGUGCUUUGUUUUGGGUUCCCAUUUUAUUUUUUAAUGGCAUAAAAACUUUUUAUAAAAAAUGGAUUCAACUGUUUUGCAGAAUGUAGAAAGUAUUCUGUGUCCUUGGUUAAAGAAAUCCAUUGGUGAAGCGUGCCUGGAAAAUGAAAGUUAGCGGUUGUUAGAGAAACAUGUUUGCAACCGUUGUCUGUGCGUGCUUAGCUGGAGAAAAGUACAGGCAGAUGUCCCCUCUCCAAGCCGCUUUUCAAAGGUGAUGCUGUGUUUUAAAGACCAGGUACAGUCAGGUAGUAUUUACAAGGACAUUCCUGCCUACCCUGUCCCUUUGGUUGGAAAACUCUCGAUUAUUCCUGUAGCUUCUCCAGACCCCCCUCGCCACCCUCCCCAGCUGGUCUGGGACGAAGGGCCGUCUUCUGACCUGUGGUGGCUCCAAGGAAACUUUCCUCCUCCCUGUCCACCAGUGAGCUUCCCCCUCCUGCUCGUUUGGGAUAUAGGUGCCUCAGGAGAGCGGUGGGCGGUGGACACCUCAGUCAGACCAGAUCUCCUGGUGGCAAAGGCGUGGAAGCACAAGGGUCUCACCCAUGCUAGUAGAAAGCUCCAGAACAAAGUGUUCGAGUCCCUAGCACGCUUGGCUGGUGGGGUCUGGACCAGUGCUGAGUGUGAUUGCAGAAGUGGCUGUUCUAACCUAGCAAGCACUCAGCCCCGCCCGCCCCUGCACGCGAACACAUACACACGCACACAUGUGCACAUGCAUAAUGCAAGCUGCCCCUGUGUGCGACCCUGGUGACCAAACCCCUCCCUUGCCACCUCUCUGUCAGCAGGACUGACCACAUCACGUCCCCACGUUCCUACCACCAGCAUGUCCUCCAGCCUUUUCCCGUCGCAGUCAAUGGGACCCUACCAACAGGCCACAGGACCUUCCAGAACUAGGUUGACCCUUGUCCGUUCACAGGCGAAUUUCAGUCUUCUGCCCCUUGUUAGGUACAGAAGGCGCUCCCCAUACUAUUUUCUUACAAGCAUGCUCAGUAUGGCAUAUGGGCAUAUAAUUUAACAUCUCUGUGAGUGUGAUUUUCUUUUUUUACAUAUUUGUAUGCAGUAGAGGGUCUGUUGUAGAAAACUCUCCCUGUAUCUUGCUGUACUGUCAAAGAAAGCUGAAUUCCACAUUGCCAACAAAAGCGUGAAAUGUUCAUGAACCUUCCUCCAGGAAAAGCCAUUCAAGCCUGAUUAUUUUUCUAAGUAACUUCAAUUAAAUUGAAGAAAAAA
Messenger RNA from Microcebus murinus (gray mouse lemur), 7876 nucleotides. The record is from RefSeq and is a predicted model, not a curated record. Lineage: Eukaryota; Metazoa; Chordata; Mammalia; Primates; Cheirogaleidae.